AUGAUGGUACAACGUCGUUUCGGCCAUCCUCUGGCGUCGAAGGUCGGUGCCACUCCAACAAUCUUCAGCGCCAUUCCGGUCAUCCUCCAUAAACUNCGGCGCCGUUUCGGCCAUCCUCUGGCGUCGAAGGUCGGUGCCACUCCAACAAUCUUCAGCGCCAUUCCAGUCAUCCUCCAUAAACUUUUCGAUCACCUCCGGGCAUCCUCCGAUGACCUUUCGAUCGCCCUCUGGCGAUGUUCUGACCNCAGCGUCGUUUCGGCCAUCCUCUGGCGUCGAAGGUCGGUGCCACUCCAACAAUCUUCAGCGCCAUUCCGGUCAUCCUCCAUAAACUUUUCAUUCACCUCCGGGCAUCCUCCGAUGACCUUUCGAUCGCCCUCUGGCGAUGUUCUGACCUGCCCGACUGUCCUAUGGCGAUGUUUCGGUCGCCUUCGGCCAUCUUUUGGCGACCUCCGACUAUCCUCUGAUGACCUUCUAAUCACCCUCCAGUGA
Messenger RNA from Ilex paraguariensis (yerba mate), 489 nucleotides. Lineage: Eukaryota; Viridiplantae; Streptophyta; Magnoliopsida; Aquifoliales; Aquifoliaceae. The record is from the annotation of a GenBank genome assembly.